AUGGCAGCCGCGGUAGUUCAACUCCGGUGUGGUGUCAAGAAUGACGAUUGGGGAAAGAAAGGAAAAGACUCGGUUGUCGCUCAACUAUGGUCUAAAACCCCAAAUAAUGCGCCGAUUGACGACUCCAAACAUUAUUCUGAAAUGUGGAUGGGUACAUACCCGUCGAACCCUUCAUAUCUGCUUUCCACUGGUGAACAUCUGGGGGAAUAUCUGAAAAAGAACCCCCAGCUAGUGGGCAAGUCCGUGCAUGAUCGUUGGGGUCCAGAGAUCCCAUUUCUGCCCAAGAUUCUCUCUUUUGAGAAAGCAUUACCACUACAAAUCCAUCCAGACCUCAAGCUUGCCGAGCAGCUGCACAAAGAAGACCCAAAGAAAUACGGCGACACAAUGCACAAGCCAGAGAUUGCAAUCGCGCUUUCGAAAUUCGAGCUCUUCGCAGGCUGGAAGCCCCUAAAAGACAUCCAGGCUCUAUUUGAGUUAAACCAUCUGUCAAAAUUCAGCCCUAAGCCAGGACAAUGGAAUGAUGAAACCCUACGCCAAGUAUGCAAGGCUUUGCUGAGCGCAUCACCAAAAGAAGUCGAACAGACAGUCAAGGAUCUACAGAGCAUCCCGGAGUCCCAAUUUGGUGCUCACUCCUACAUCCCCACCCUGCUCGGCCGUCUGGCAAAACAAUACGGCCAAGGCGACAAUGGAAACCUCGUCGCCGCACUGUUGAUGAACUUCAUGACGCUGGGGCCCGGUGACUCAGUCUUCGUGCCAGCAGAUAGCAUCCAUGCAUACCUGGAAGGCGAUAUUGUGGAGUGCAUGGCGCGGUCUGACAACGUCAUCAACACCGGGUUCUGUCCGGCCGCUGAUCGUGAUAGCGUGGAGUUGUUCGGAGAGGCUCUGAGCUUCGUGCCACAUAAUUCACAGGAUGCAUUGCUCCCGCGCAAAAAGAGCGACAAGGGCAUGCACGGUAAGACUGAUGUCUAUGCGCCCCCCAUCAGUGAAUUCUCGGUGUUAUGCACCACCCUUGGCGCCGGAGAGAAGGAGACGCAUAAGGCCAUUCUAGGACCGAGUUUGAUGAUUGUCACCAAGGGAUCUGGUCGUAUGAACAUUCCUGGUGACCAGGCCGUCGAGCUGAAGGAGGGAUAUGUAUUCUUUGUUGGCCAGGGGGUUGCGCUCGACUUGGCCACUGACAAGGGCCUGGCUGUUUAUCGGGCGUAUGCGGAGUAG
Molecule: messenger RNA, 1212 nt
Organism: Penicillium paradoxum
Lineage: Eukaryota; Fungi; Ascomycota; Eurotiomycetes; Eurotiales; Aspergillaceae
Exons: 4
Coding region: 1-1212 (403 amino acids)
Biological process (GO): GDP-mannose biosynthetic process; carbohydrate metabolic process
Cellular component (GO): cytosol
Molecular function (GO): zinc ion binding; mannose-6-phosphate isomerase activity
Source: RefSeq, a predicted model, not a curated record